CGGAAUACUCAUAAUUACAUUUUCGCAGUGUGUGGAGGUUUUGACUGUAAACAUAGUGAUGUAGGAUUUGUCAGUAUGUGGUAACUACGAUUGUUGCGUUAUCUGCUGUAAAUCGGAGCCAUCGAAUUUAAUGUGGAUUUCCUAUGGAGGGACUCCACGUAUACCCAUUCGUCAAAUCCUGCCUCCUUACUGGUUUAGUUUUACGUGAUGUAAAAAAUACUUUGAAAGUCUGUCGGAGUUAACUGCAAUAUCAAUCAAUCAUUUUGUUUGCGCAGAUUUUGAAGUGGUUCCUAUGAAGGAUCCUGAUUGCUAUGGGCUCAACAUGGCUGAUCGGCACCAGAGAGAGGACAUCAGCUUAUGGGCAGGAGUACAGAGCCCAGCUGUGGGGGAUAUGUCCACUCAAGGAAUGUCAGCAGAUUUGUUCAAGUGGAAGCAUGCCAACCCCCAUGUCUCUGGGGAUUAUGGAAGUUUAAAUCCUGAACAUCCUGUGAAUAGCCACAAUGACCAUGCUUCAGGCCUCCGUCAUAUUAGUACUGGAAGUUCGGGCAGUUACCGUAGCAGCACAGGAAGUGUGAGUGGACCAUCAACGCCAACGAACAAUACCCCUCUAGUGAUCCCCCACCCGGUAAAACCAACCAACAAAGCGGGGAAGUCAUACCACUGUAAAACGUGUGAUCAGAUUUUUACAACAAAAUCGGACAUGUUGAUUCACAGUCAACAAAUACACAAACAAGAUCCAAAGCCCUAUCGCUGCCCAACAUGCCAAAGAUGUUUUGCAAAUUCCUCGUAUCUCUCUCAGCACAAUCGGAUACAUGCAGGAAUUCGUCCGUAUAAAUGUGAAAUCUGUGAACGAAAAUUCACCCAGUUGUCGCAUCUCCAACAGCACAUCCGAACGCAUACAGGGGAAAAACCUUACAAAUGUAUGCAUCCGGGGUGCGGCAAGGCUUUCUCUCAAUUAUCCAAUCUUCAGUCACAUUCAAGAUCCCAUAUGACUGACAAACCUUUUAGGUGUAACUCAUGUUAUAAAUGCUAUGCUGAUGAACAAAGUUUACGGGAGCAUAUCCCAAAACAUUCUGAUACGAAGCAUUUAAAAACACAUAUUUGUCGCAUCUGUGGCAAGUCCUACACACAGGAGACAUACCUAGCAAGACACAUGUCCAAACACUCGCAGGACAAUUUGAAUAUAAACAAAAUUGUAUCCAGUCGACCAAUCAAACAAGAGCCACAUGAUCAUUCCAAUGGGGCAACGGAUUACAGCCGGCUGCCUGAGCGUUCCACAGAUGGUGCAACAACUCCUUGUGGAAAAGUAUCUUCUGCAUUUAUGCCUAUUCCACAGUUUGGAGGUAAUGUACCCAGCUCCACUAAUUCUGGUUACCCAUUCAGUACAUCUCUUCCAAAUAAUUCGCCCUUGAGCCCAUCGCUCCCACAUAUAUCAUCCAUGGCGUCUCGGAGUUACUUUCCCUACGACCCUAUAAACUUCAGAAAAAACGAUGUACCCGAGCGCUCACUGAAUGCUUCAAUGAGUAGGGAUAACCAGUUUCUUGCUAACAGUUUACUCAGUCUACAGCAAAUUAAGAACUAUGCCACUCAUCAGAUGCCAAGCUUUGCUCCCACUUGUUCCAGUGGAGGAGCUAGACUAGCAUAAGUAUGCUGAUGUAGGGUUGUUGGCAUGUGUAAUAAAACUUUAGAAUCCAUUAUUACUAUUGUAUUAGUGUACCUUAUAUAUGUUUCUUAGUGUCAAAUUCUCUUCGUAGAAUCUUGUGCUGUCUCUCUCCAUUUUUUUUUUUUAGCACAUUAAGUCCCAGUUCUGAAAUUGAAGAACAUUUUUGGAAAUUGGAACAAUUUUGUACUCUAAAUAAAUCUUAAACUAUUUACUGAAUAUGUAUAUAUUUUAGCAUCCUAAAGUUCAAAAUUUAGCCCAGUUUGACAGCAAAGCAUUCUUCAGUUCAUUCUUGAUAUUGAAAGUUAGUGCUAAAAUAUUUAUGAAUAAUAAUGGUAAAUUGAGUUAUAUCUUAGCAGUGAUGAAAAUAUAUCUCUCAGAAGGGAACUACCCUUCCACAAUAGGGUUCCUGCUAAGAUAACUAAACAUACAGUAACCUAAAUCACUUAUAAUCUUAGAAACAGUAGAUUUGUAUUCACCAGAUUCAAUAUUUGCAUACCUUCUAUACAGAAAGUUAUGUGACUUCAUAUUAUUUUUCACAAGAACUUUAUUAUUGAGACAAUCUUGUAAAUUUUUAACACUGAAAAAUAUUUUUUUUUAUAAUUAGAAUAUGAACUUGCAGUAUAUAGUUUAUGACAAGUCUUUUCUUCCUCUCGAAAAAAUUCUGUCAUAUUUAAUUUUGGAUAUAAAUAAUUGGGACAUAAUACAUGUAUUUGAAUAUAUUGACAUAUUGGACAUAUUUAUUGCAUUGUAGAUAUUGUUUUUGUACAUAAAAUUGUUAUUAUGAUUAAAUAUAUAUAUAUAAUUAUGAGAUGUAUAUGUAAAGAGAGAGACUGUUAUAACUGUAUCUUUGUGUAUGACGAUGGGGAAAGUUAACCCGAAAUGGGGCCGAUAUUCAAAGUAUAUCAAAGGUGCUAAUAUAUUCUGAUAACAUUGCAAUGUUCUGUUUUGCACACAUAUCAUUGGACAAUGGACAGAGUUUCCGAGCUCUCUAACAAGUACUGAUGCAUUUGUUUCUAUUUUUUGUUUAUCAUAUAUGUAAGGUUGAGCUUUAUGUAUAUGUUUGCACUAUGUUCUUAUUUUGUCAGGCUCUGUCCACUUGAAAGACUUAAUAGUGCAAUUUCUAUUUCAAAAAUCAGAUUUUAUUCCUUUAUUUUUUAUUCAUUGUCAGUAAUACCGACUCUCAUUUUUAUUAUUUUUUCUUACAUUGUCGAUUUAUCCUUAAAAAGAGAAUUAGCAGCAAAUGCAGAUUAUUGAAAUAAGAUUUUUUUUUUAAUUAAAAAGCUUUGUCUCAAAGACAAUAGGAAAGUAUUAAAAAUACUUUUCUUUAUAUACAACCACUGUAUUACCAGUGAUCUCAGAAUAUUAACGCAAAAUAAUUAUCAAAAGACUGCAUUUUAAUUAUUUAUGUAUAUUUCUUUAGAAUCAAGUUCCAUGCACAAAUUAAACUUGGUUUUAUAGACAUUGAAAUUGACGUUUACUGAUAUCUGAUGUCACUUUGAAAUGCUGAUCUGGGAAUUUUAAAAGCAGUUUUUAAUUUAUCAAAUUGAUUUUGGGAUAUUCAAAUUUAAAAACAGUAGAUAAUGGUUUUUCCUUUUAUUGUUUAAAGUGCAUUUAUGUAAUUGUUUCUAGUCUUAAAAUGUCAGUACUUAAUCUACUAAACACGACAUAAAAUAGAAAUAUAGUGAAAUAUUCAGUCAUUUUAGAAUCUGUUUAUUUUGUUUAAAAACAUAUAUAACAGUGACAGACGUCUUUAUGCAAUCAAGACAGUAUUUUGUAGAUGAUUUCAGCACAGAUUGCGUUUGAGCUUAGAUCACUUAUGUGAAUGGCAGAACUUAAUAUAAAUUGGCUCAACUUUGUAUAGAAUAUAUUACUUAUUGCUCAAUGUGUGAAUAUACGUAGACAAUUUUUGUAUGUUCUAGUGGCACUGACGUAAGAGUAUUCUGUCAACAUCAAUGAGACACUGUCAUUUCUAACUGUUGUUUUGGUUCACUGCUAGGACAAUGGUCAACGAUGUGAAUUUCAUGAGUCAUGUCUAAAAAUUAAUUAGUGGGAAAAGAUAAUCAUAUUAACAUAUUUGGCAGCAUCUUUUUGUUUUUCUGGUCCAUUUAGGUGCCAAAUUUUCUUAGAAAUGGCUAUGUAAUAUUUCACAUGCUUGAAUUUUCUUUUAAACCAAUUUCAAAAUCUAAAAGUAAUUAUAAAAAAAAUCUGGGUCAAGAAGAAUCUUUAUUUUUUUUCUUUUAUGAAUAACAGUAGCUUGUCCAUAGGGCAGUUUUUUUUUUUAUCAAAUUUACUCCUAUGUAACUGUUUAUAAUGUAAAUAGUUUAUCAUGGUAAAUUUUCUUAGGCAGCAUGGCUGGAUCAUUUUAUUUGCUAGGGGGUGGAAUCGUACAGGACAGCUUCACUUUGUUCACCGACAUCUCGUUUUUCACAACAUAGUCCCAAUGAUAAUUGGUUUAUGAAUCAUAUUUUUGUUAAACAAGAUAAACAUUUACAAAGCUUUCAUAACAUUUUUGCCAAUUAUAGGCAUUAAAAUGACGGUGUGUAUGUAAUCUCUGUGUAAUUUUUAUCACAGUGUUCGAUGUAUUUCCUUGUUGAAGUGUAAUGUAUCUGAAUAAUUUCAUCUGCAUUGUACUUGAAUGAUUUUACUUGAGGAAUUAGCAUACCAAAGACUUUGAGUGUGUAAGACAGAAAGAUCUCGUAGGCAGGGUAAUUAUGAUCUGUUUUCAUUAUGUAUGACAACUUAACUCACAUUUUAUUGUACGUCACGUGGCAUUUAUUCUGUGUUGUGAUUGGUGGAAAAUGUUCCAGUAACUUUAAUAGUCUCCUACAAUGUUUGUCCUGGGACCGUUGUUAUGGAGAUGUGUCAUGUGGUUCGGACCCAUUUAUCCCCAGACCUAUAUAUAUAUUAUGUCUGUCAAAGCUCCUGCUUGUAAAAUUUUCAUUGUAAAUCACUUCUGUAUUCUUUUCCAUGCACUCCACCCCACGUCCUGAAUAGUUUUUUCAUCAACUCUAGAGAGCGAAGUCAAUUCUUAUGGUUUAUAUUUCUGCAUUCAUUGUGGGAAUUGAUGAAUAUUUUAUAUUACAAUUAAAUUUAUAUUGCAUAACAUUUUGAAGUAUGGAAUAAAAAUGUUCUGUGGCCAAUGAAGCAAAUAGUACAACAUUAUAAUGUAAUAAAAUCUAAUCGAUUUGAUACCUCCGCUUUCAUGUCUGUUAAUGGCUGAAAUUUAAUUCAUGUGUGGCCCAUUACUGUAAGGUUUAAUUUUGAUUUAGUCAGAAUUCGAAAUUUAUUUAAAUUGUCUGGCUCAGACAUUUUAUUUUUUAUUCAAAUGUAGGUUUCCAAUCGGCCCCAAAUCAAAAGAAAAUGCAUGUCAUUCAGUCAAACUGCGGGGGUAGUUGACUUGAUGAAGAAUCAUUUCAUGAACUUUCAGAAGCAGCUAAUUUACAACAUAAUGUUAAAGAAUUUUGAUGAAGAAUACUAUGCAGGGCAUUACAAUCUUUUCAUGAAUCACAUGACAGUAAUUAAAUUUAAGUGGGAUUUUUAUGUUGAAUGUCUAUUAAUCGAUGUCUACUUGGUUUACUUUAAGUAAGAUUUUAGUGUUCCUUUUGGAACAGUUGUAAUGCUACAUAGGGACAAAAUGAGGGGAAGUUUUUUUAAUUUGUCGAUGGAGAUAUGAAAAUAACUAAGAGGGGUUUAAAAAAGGGGAGGGGUUUAUAGGACCACAUUUUUUUGUGUUCCAGACCUAAGUCUAAGGGGGCACAUUUAGGGAAAUCCAACUUAAUUUUUGUAAUUUUCCAAUUGUUAGUUCACAAGAGUAAAAAUUAUCAUUUUGACCCGUCGUUUAAAGUACCAGAUCAAGGACUUGAAGCUCAAUUGUAAUAUUCUUGCUGACAAUACAGAAAAUCAAGUACUAUUCUUACAAAUAUGUAAUUGUGAAAUGAUAUGGAUUGUACAUCAGUUUUUUUUCAACUCAAAACUUGCACUCUGUAUUUUAUCUGUAAGUCUUCUAUUUUCUACUUUUGAUAUUUGUCUUUUUCUCUUGUCCAUAUGUGAUUAAUCUUUAAGGAAUCUCAUUUUGAACGACACGCUUUAAUGACACAGUCAAAAGCCAUGCUUCGUCAUCUGUCCCAGCAGCUGUGCUUAACCAAGUUAAGACUUCAUUCUCAUUGUUGACAUGCAAGUUGCUAAAGCAACUCUAAAAAGUACUGUGAUUGGACAACAUCGUGUCACGUGUCACUUGGUGGUCAGUUGUGUUUAGUGCUAUAUUGUAUCAUUGCUUUUGUUAUAAAAUAAAUUGUAGAAAACAUUC
This is a messenger RNA of Saccostrea echinata, 5969 nucleotides long. Its product is annotated as zinc finger protein 135-like. The record is from RefSeq and is a predicted model, not a curated record. Gene Ontology annotation, molecular function: DNA-binding transcription factor activity, RNA polymerase II-specific; RNA polymerase II cis-regulatory region sequence-specific DNA binding. NCBI's taxonomy places the organism in Eukaryota, Metazoa, Mollusca, Bivalvia, Ostreida, Ostreidae. Gene Ontology annotation, cellular component: nucleus. Gene Ontology annotation, biological process: central nervous system development; regulation of transcription by RNA polymerase II. The coding region runs from base 293 to 1645 and encodes 450 amino acids. The transcript has 6 exons.